Pteropus alecto (black flying fox) is the source of this 3497-nucleotide messenger RNA. RefSeq names its product adaptor related protein complex 3 subunit mu 2 (gene AP3M2). Gene Ontology annotation, cellular component: cytoplasmic vesicle; clathrin adaptor complex. NCBI's taxonomy places the organism in Eukaryota, Metazoa, Chordata, Mammalia, Chiroptera, Pteropodidae. Gene Ontology annotation, biological process: intracellular protein transport; endocytosis. The record is from RefSeq and is a predicted model, not a curated record.
GGCGGGGCCUAUCUGCGCAGCGGAGCGGUGGGCGCUGCGAAGAGCAAGGCGGGCUUGAUAAUUUUCAGACUCCUGAGGUUUUCAGAUUGAAAAAGAAUUUCCUCUCUCACUGACAGUCUCCACCAUGAUCCAUAGCCUUUUCUUGAUCAACUCCUCGGGAGAUAUUUUCCUGGAGAAACAUUGGAAAAGUGUGGUCAGCCGUUCUGUUUGUGAUUAUUUUUUUGAGGCACAAGAGAGAGCUACUGAAGCAGAAAAUGUACCACCAGUUAUCUCUACUCCUCAUCAUUAUCUCUUAAGUGUUUACCGGCACAAGAUCUUUUUUGUGGCUGUGAUCCAGACAGAGGUCCCUCCUCUGUUUGUCAUUGAGUUCCUUCACCGAGUAGUGGACACAUUUCAGGAUUAUUUUGGAGUCUGUUCAGAGCCAGUGAUCAAAGACAAUGUGGUUGUGGUUUAUGAGGUAUUGGAAGAGAUGCUUGACAAUGGGUUUCCGUUAGCUACUGAGUCAAACAUCCUCAAAGAACUGAUAAAGCCUCCCACUAUCCUUCGAACAGUUGUCAACACCAUAACAGGAAGCACCAAUGUGGGUGACCAGCUUCCCACUGGGCAGCUGUCAGUGGUGCCUUGGCGACGGACUGGGGUGAAAUACACGAACAAUGAGGCCUAUUUUGAUGUGAUUGAAGAGAUUGAUGCCAUCAUUGAUAAAUCAGGUUCCACAAUUACUGCUGAGAUCCAGGGGGUGAUUGAUGCUUGUGUCAAGCUGACAGGAUUUUUCCUUACACUUUCAUUCAUGAAUCCCAGGUUGCUAGAUGAUGUCAGCUUCCAUCCUUGUGUUCGUUUCAAGCGCUGGGAAUCUGAGCGCAUCCUUUCCUUCAUCCCUCCUGAUGGAAACUUUCGCCUGCUCUCUUACCAUGUCAGCGCGCAGAAUCUGGUGGCAAUUCCAGUGUAUGUCAAACAUAACAUCAGUUUCCGGGACAGUAGUUCACUUGGACGCUUUGAAAUAACGGUGGGACCUAAACAGACGAUGGGGAAGACCAUCGAGGGAGUGAUUGUCACCAGCCAGAUGCCCAAAGGAGUCCUGAAUAUGAGCCUCACUCCCUCUCAGGGAACACAUACAUUUGACCCAGUUACCAAGAUGCUCUCUUGGGAUGUAGGCAAAAUAAAUCCCCAAAAGCUACCAAGUUUGAAGGGGACCAUGAGUCUUCAGGCUGGAGCUUCCAAACCAGAUGAGAACCCCACAAUUAACCUGCAGUUUAAGAUCCAGCAGCUGGCCAUUUCUGGACUCAAAGUGAACCGUCUAGAUAUGUAUGGAGAAAAGUACAAACCCUUUAAGGGCAUAAAAUACAUGACCAAAGCUGGAAAGUUCCAAGUCCGAACCUGAAGGGAGAGUUUCGUGAAGGGAACAGUCACAAACACUUUUCAUUUCUUACUUGUCUAAAAGUAGAAAAUAUCAGCCCAUCCCCUAGGUCAGUCCCCUUCUGGACCCAUCCACUCCCUUUUUUCCUUAGCCUUCAGUGCCAUGGAAUUAAUCAAGAGAGAAAAGGGUCACCAGGGAGAACUGGAUAGAACUGAAAGAAUCAGCACCAACUCAGUUCUUAAGGAAGAGCUGUGUGAUGGAGGCCAGAGACACUUGGUACCAUAUUCAACUUUUUAACGUGGUUUCCAUAAGAAAAUAUUAGCAUUUAUUUCUUGCCUGGCUUUAAUUAUCUAAAGCCAAUGAAAGACUUUUUUGUUAUUGUUUUUUAAGGUGGAAAGAAAGAUUAGAAAGAAAGAAGUAAAGAAAGCUUGGAGGAAAAUGAAUGUUAGUCAAGAAAAGGCCAGUUAAGGAUCUGAUCUGUGAGGGAAAGAAAGAGGAGACAGUAUUAAAGAAUUACGAGGACACCAAAGUGGAAGUGGCAAGAAAAGCAAUGAAGGAUGGUUGGAAGGAACAGAGUUAGCUUCUUUCUGAUCCCUGUACAUUUGUGUAUCAAAAAAAGAAAACAAAACAUUUGUACUUCUAGCAAUGAACUAGAAACCUUUUAAAUUCAAGUCCGCUAUUGACGUGGAAAGCCAGUAGAAUCAGAUUUUCCCUUAAAGACCAUGACUCUAUCGCACCAGUUAGCAGACACUAACUGCUGCUUGCCGUUAGCUCUUGGUCUUGUCAUCUUCAGUGAGGAGGUGACCUUCCCUAUUCCCUGUGGUGGUUGUCUGAAAUGCCUCUUUCCCCAACUCAAAACGGUUACACUCACUUUACAGAAUUCACCAGCCUUUCCCCUGUUACCUGCGGAGAAUUUCAAAAAAGCCAAUCCCAUAACCGCCAGAUUUCAGAUGUCAUAGUAUUGGAGUGUAGAUGUCAGUUCACUCCUCAUGAAGGUGUACCACAACUAUAACCCAGUGAUUUCUUAUUACCCCUUGUCAGUGCUGGACUGCCACAGGAGUCUAAGCGGGUCUAUCUGAAACUUUUCCAUCAGUCUAUCUGAAACUUUUCCAUCAGUAACCCUAAGCAAAAAGAAGGCAUCGAGCGCAUGGGUCAUCCUUGAAGCUGUUCAGUAGAGUUAUUUCCUCAGAAUCUUUUGUACUCUACUGUGUAAUGUAUUUAUUAACAAUAGAUAUCUACCAGUCCAUUUUCAUUUUAAGGCAAAAAAAAAUCCCCUAAAUCUUUGACUAAAAUUAAUGUUAUAGGAAGAUGGGCCAUGUUGAUCACAUCUAACCCAGUUAAAUAAACACGGCAACUGAAAGGGUACCUCAGGGUUUCCCAGUGAGCAGUUUUUAUCCGAGUUCAGUAUGUCUGUUACCCAUUUAAAUAUUCAUAUAAAAGACAAGUUUUUUUUAAUAUUACAGCUUAAGCAGUGAUAUUGUAGCUCUACUUCAUGCAUGGAGAAAAAUGAAGACCUAGUAUCUCCACACCCUACAAUUUUUCACUAAAGCCCUGUUACCAAAUACUUAAGAAAUUAUUUUUGCUAGUUUUAUCUUCCUACUUCCUGGACUUGUUUUUGCUGCAGAGUAAUAUUGCUUUGUGGUCUUCCUCUGGGAUAAAUUGUGCUUUAUACAAUCAGAUGUGCUCCGUUCUCCAUCAGUCCAGAAUUUGUCCGGGAUUGUUAUGUCCUGUAUACACACCCACCAUGGUAGAGGAAACGUCUCCACCUAUGGAUUCCACAGUACUUGGAAUUACUUCUGGAGCUCUGAAGGAUUUUAAAAUUUUAUGGGAAACGACCAAUCUUGGUCCCUGAAUCUUUUUAUUUCCGUAAGUCAGUCCAGCUUUUUUAUUUCCUCCAGGGAAGAACUUAAGGAAAAAUAAAGUCUCUAGGAUAUGGGACCUGCAGGCCUUAGCAUACAAAGUAACGAUGACGUCACCUGUGCAGUGGGCCCUGGAGUGCAGGGGAGCCUCACUGCCGCCACCCAGCAGUAUGUGAGCACACGUAGUACAGGGCGUCUUGAUCGAGCUGUUCGAUUCCAUAUGUAUUUAACGUGCAGAAGUAUCUUCUCUGUUAAAAAUCUUAAUAAAGUUGUGUUUUACCAGU